This is a messenger RNA of Dibothriocephalus latus, 534 nucleotides long. Lineage: Eukaryota; Metazoa; Platyhelminthes; Cestoda; Diphyllobothriidea; Diphyllobothriidae. The record is from the annotation of a GenBank genome assembly.
CGUUCUCCUCUUUUGUCUAACCGAAAGUGUACAUCAAAAGCCGCCUGUGCACCCGCCACCAAAGGAUUCGACUUCUACCACGUUAACACUCGAGCUCAUAUGACCACCACCACCACCACCGUGCCUAUCCCGUUUUCUUUUUCACCCAUUCAGCAGCAGCAGCAAAGUGCCACUGCGUCCGUGAUGUCCAAGGUCAGCAGCAGCCUAGUUCUUAACCCGACCUCGCUCUUCAGUUUUCCGCGCAUUGCCCCACAGACAGUUCACCAGCCUCUCUUUUCAUCUCUGGCCGUUGUUGCUUUCCUCAAAGUUCGGAGACCACAACCAUGUGGUGUGGAGGUCUGCUCACAUUUGCGCAACCCUCUGGCGGAAGUGAAUGCCACUUUGUCAGGAAUGUUUUCCUAUCCUGUAUGUGUUCGACCACCGUAUUCGAUGAUGUCCACGAUUUGCCCGAGAGCAGGGACGGUGACUGUGGCCAGGUAUAGUGAAAGUAGACGAGUCGCCAUCUACCCCAGUCUAAACCUUAAUGCGCUUUAA